AUGACCACCCUGGCUGCAAUGACACGGACAAUCACCCGUGACAAGCCGGCGUUCGGGAAAACCACCGAUCCAUUCAACAAGACAGCUGCGGGUGUUUCACCGGCAGCCACGGCAUCGGCGGCGGGCGGGGGGGGAGCGGUUGCAGCUUCAGGGGCGUCAAACUUUUUCAUCAUGUGCACGGGCCAGGUGGAGUUCGGCGAGUUCGGGAGCCUGGACAACCUCUACUGCAGGUAUACACUUAGCUUCGGGAACGACUGGUACAUUGUACACGGUCUCGACACGGGACUGUCUCAGAUCGCUCAGCGGGCUGGAGGGCAGGACACAUCCGUCGUCUGGAAUUUUCCCAUCGAUGUCACCUUCAAGAGCACGAACGCCUUCGGGUGGCCUCGUAUUGCCCUCAGCGUGUUCCGAGUGGACGAUAUGGGCCGAGACACGGUUGUCGGAUACGGAUCUGUCUUGAUCCCAACCCAGGCAGGAAGGCACGAGAGGGUGGCGCACAUGUACGCCCCUCAGCCUUCGUCGAUGCUGCAACGAUUCAGAGCCUGGGUGUCAGGCGCGUAUCCAGAGUUCUUCGACUCCAAGUUUGUGACUCGCGGGGAGGGGCGCGAGGUGACUAGAGUCAGACGAUCAGGCACGGUGAAGGUUUCCCUCGAUGUCAUGACCAGAGGGAUGGUGGAUUUCGGCUACAACAGGCCCGAGGGAAUGCAAGGAGUGAGCCAGGACCAGCGGUUUGAGUCCUACUCGGGAGGGGGGGGUUCGAGCCACCGAGUCUCGUCCUCGAUUUUCGGCAACACCACAGGGAGCAAAACAAGUUUUGUUGGGUGA
Messenger RNA from Ectocarpus siliculosus, 825 nucleotides. Lineage: Eukaryota; Phaeophyceae; Ectocarpales; Ectocarpaceae. The record is from the annotation of a GenBank genome assembly.